This is a messenger RNA of Tribolium castaneum (red flour beetle), 3338 nucleotides long. RefSeq names its product Ring finger protein 11 (gene Rnf11). Gene Ontology annotation, cellular component: ubiquitin ligase complex. The transcript has 3 exons. Lineage: Eukaryota; Metazoa; Arthropoda; Insecta; Coleoptera; Tenebrionidae. Gene Ontology annotation, biological process: ubiquitin-dependent protein catabolic process. Gene Ontology annotation, molecular function: ubiquitin protein ligase activity. The record is from RefSeq and is a predicted model, not a curated record. The coding region runs from base 505 to 951 and encodes 148 amino acids.
UCCAUUAUCAGGACAGUAUUUUUGUUUUUUUGUUCGUAAAGUGCUGUAACUGGGUGUUAUAAAUUAUCAAAAUUUGGAAAAAGUUUUUACGAUUUAUUGCAACAAUAAACUUGACAGCUGAUGGUCAGCUGAUGAACGUCAAUGAACGUCAAUCGUGUUUUGACAUUUGUUUAGGUGAAAUUUUCUAAUACAUUUCUAACACCAAAUUCUUUAUGCAAUUACGACAAAUUGAAGCUUAAUCACUUCCAAAGUUGUUCAUUUGCCCUGAUCAUGCUCUCGACAAUGUAAAUCGAGUAAAUUAAAUUCGUACUAGAGGUCAGCACACUGCCUAAAUUUGACAACCGACAGUGUUAAAUUAGAAAAAAAAAGAACAAAAAUGUAUUGAGGACCGGUGAGGAUUUCCCUCAGGACAGUCUACAUGUUUGAGGAGCCGUUUCCUUGUUUCCCAAAAUAUGGCAUUAGGAACUCAUAUUUAGACCUAAAUGCGUGACAAGCGUAAAAACAAUGGGUAAUUGCUUGAAACGGUCGACAACAGAUGACAUUUCGCUGUUGAGAGGUAGCGACAGCGUACGCGAGUCCUCCUCUGAGCAGCUGGGGCCCCCCAACUACCAGGAGCCCCUCCCCAUCCAAGCGGCUUCGCCCGUGUACCACCCGUCGCCGAGCGUGACGCGGUCCGUGGCUCAGCUAACCGAGGAGGAACAAGUGAAGAUAGCUAAGCGUAUAGGUCUGAUUCAGCACCUGCCGACGGGUUUGUACGACGGGUGUAAGAAAGCCCGUGAGUGUGUGAUUUGCAUGGUGGAGUUCCUGGUGGGAGAUGCCCUCCGAUACCUCCCCUGCAUGCACACGUAUCAUAUGAGUUGCAUCGAUGAUUGGCUUAUGAGGAGUCUGACGUGCCCCAGCUGCAUGGAGCCCGUCGACGCGGCUCUGCUCACCAGUUACGAGACCAAUUGACAGCCAGUGCCUUGCAACUGAUCGGGAAACUGUGAUCUGAACUGUUAAGGGCGUGAAUGGAGAGUGGCUGUGAUCCUCAUUUAGCUACUUAUAGCACAAGCUUAACUAGCUACUUGAGAUGACUGUAUAUAGGUAGAGGUAGCAGUCUGUUUAUUCUAAGUUACUUGGUUUUAAGUGGUGAUUGUCUGAUCAAACUGCGCACGAAAGCAGCUCACCGAGCAAACUCAUACGAAACUGUUCACCAUUUUUUAUUUUAACUAUAUACACUGUAGGGUAGCUAGGAAAUGGAAGUGGUCAACAUAUUUUAAAGCUUCAUCGUCGAUUUUAGACACAAUAGACUUAAGGACAAACUAACUAAACACAUUUUAUCUAACAUCACGUCAUUGUGAUAGCCAUUUAGACUAAGUAUAAGCUAAAAAUGCAUUUUCUUUUACUCCCACGCAGUACAGGGUGACACAAAAUUUUCAUUCAUACAAGACUUCCAGAUUUGACUGUAACCUGUCUUAUGUUUUAUUUAAUUCUCAUGGUUCAUUACUUCAGGAAGAAAUCACUGGCCUAUAAGCCCCGUUCACUUUUGUGAUAUUAAUUGUUGCAUUCUGAGUUACGUAAUUCUAGACACCAUUAGUUGUUUGAUGGUUGUUAGAUUGGCAACGCAGGAUGAAAAAACUAAAUAUAUACUGGCUAUACUGGGAUUUUUAAAUAAUCGAAAAAUAAAUACUUUUAAAAAGGCCGGAAAUACUAACCUCUUGCAACACGUAAAAUUAUUUUCAAAUAUACGGGGUGUUUCAGAUGUGAGCUAGAAUAGGAACAUUUUUUUCAAUUCCUGCACCCUAUUUUUUGUUUUUGCUUAUUAAAGAUUAUUAAAUUGUCUUUCUGUCCAAUGUCUAAAGUUAAUAACUUCAAAGAUAUUUGACACCAAAAGUUGAUUUCAGCAACAAUGCAUAUUACUCAUGAGCAUUUCCAGUUAACAUCUUUGUGUUUCAGGUACUUUUUACCAUUUAUGUGAAGAAACAUAAACAUCUCGUUAAAUGUGAAAUUUGAGCUAAAAUACGUUUUAGAAACAUUCUUGAAAUAUUUUUCUACUUUGGUUUUACAAAUUCUUCAUUGAGAAACUGAAAGUAGUUUCACAAAGAGAACUUUUGUGCAACUCCUUUUAGUAAAUUUUUAGGAGUUGUAUUGGCAGUGCUGGGCUGGGUAUGAUCAGUCAUCACUGUCGUUUUGUGUGUGAUCUGUCAACAGUAUCAAGUCGUUUAUUGAUAAAGCCCGAAAAAAAAUUUACAAAAUUAAGAGGAAAUAGUUUGAACAGAUUUUCAUAAGUUAAAGUAAACAAAAAUAGAAAGUAAAAAAAUAGUAUAUUACACUCGUUUUAUAUAACACUUAAUUGUGGCACUCCUUCGUCGUGCUCCAACAGAAUGAGAGUCACAAUAGAACGUCUUAUAAAACUCGUAUAAUAAUGUGACGUACCAAGAUGUAUUGAACAAUUGAUUUCAUUUGAUCUGUUUAAUGUUGCACUAAUGUUAAAUAAAGCAAAUGUUUCUUAAAAAUAUAUAUUAGAAAUUAUACAAUACAAAAAAAAACAAUCUUAAACAGGAAAUAAACAACUUCGCAAAAUAAUUAUUAAUUUUUAAUGAAAAAAUAAAUCUAACCAACAACUAGAUAAAAUUAGGAAAUGUUUACACGGAAAAAGACAAACAAAAUGGAACUAUCAUGUCUUGAAGCGCCAAUGGAUUUAAAUCCGGUAGACAAUAAAAACAAAAUUGAAUCUCAAUUUUUUAAUAGGUGAUUUAUAAACUCAAUAUCAGUGUCGUAGAAUUCGUUGCAAAAGUGACCGGGCUUGUUAUUUAGUUGAAAACUUAGUCCAGCAAAAAGUUUGUUUUAUCCUGUAUGGCUAGGUGGUGAACUGGUUAGCUUGCGAUUGAGUGAAUUUUCGGGGCUUGCUUCCAAGUGCCAAGUUCGACAUUGGGGUUGUGGUUGUGGCUCCAAGCCGUUCAGAUUUUCAUUACUUAAAACUUGAGCGGAAGUACGUCCAGUUCAUAUUCUCGUAUUAUUUCUAAAUAAGUGAUAUAUCAGUAGCUUGUUAACGCAAUCUACUCUCUAUAAGCAGAUUAGUUUCUUCGCUGUUACAUGUUUUAUUUUGAAUGAUGAAAUUUUAAUAUUUGACUAGGAAUACUUACAAGUUUUAUACAACAUUGUAUAGGAUUUUCAAAGUGAUAGCUAUACAUAUAUAUCGGUUACGUUGGUGUGCUGUGCUUACGGAUCAGUUAGGUUAUUGAAGGUGUUAUAUUUAGUACUACGCGAUCAUUUCUAUUACUGCUAGGAGCGUUUUCCGCAAGAAUCAAACAUGUUCAUAUUACCUUUGUUCUUUAAUAAUAAACAUGCAAAUGUGA